This is a messenger RNA of Fonticula alba, 833 nucleotides long. RefSeq names its product acetyltransferase. Gene Ontology annotation, biological process: N-terminal peptidyl-methionine acetylation. Gene Ontology annotation, molecular function: protein-N-terminal amino-acid acetyltransferase activity. The transcript has 6 exons. The record is from RefSeq and is a predicted model, not a curated record. Lineage: Eukaryota; Rotosphaerida; Fonticulaceae. Gene Ontology annotation, cellular component: NatB complex. Bases 157 to 681 code for a protein of 174 amino acids.
GCGGGACGCGCCGGUCUGGGUGGCAUUGCAGGGCAUUGCUCUUCCUCUUCCCUCUCCACCUCUCUCGCCCUUCGCCUCCCCUCCCCCUUGUACUCCUUUUGUAUUGGGCAUCUUGACCGGCUCACCUCUCGGGCCGCGGGAAAAAGACCGAAACGCAUGACUACCAUCCGUCCCUUCCGGGCUGAGGAUCUGUUUGAGACCAACCUCAUCAACCUGGACCAUCUGACGGAGAAUUACAAUGUGUCCUUCUACUUCACAUACCUGGCCUCUUGGCCGGAGCUUUUCACGGCUGCGGUCAGCUCGGACAAUACCAUGAUGGCUUAUGUUAUGGGCAAGGUCGAGGGCAAGGGUACCCUGUGGCAUGGCCAUGUCACGGCCAUCACGGUGGCGCCCAUUUACCGUCGACUUGGUUUGGCUGCCAGCCUCAUGCACUCGUUGGAGGAGAUUUCCGAGAAAUUCCACGACACCUACUUUGUGGAUUUAUUCGUGCGGACAACCAACGCCGUGGCUAUCAACAUGUAUAAGAAGCUGGGGUACACCAUCUAUCGCCGGGUGAUCGGAUACUACUCGAAGUCGGACGAUGCCUAUGAUAUGCGCCGGGCGUGUGCGCGCGAUCCCAAGGGCUUGUCAGUGAUCCCCAUGACGCGGCCGGUCUACCCGCACGAAAUCAAUUUCGACUAAGAUCCAGGCGCCCCCUGUGCCCUGGGGAGCCCCCCACAAUGCACCGAGAGCAUCUCCCCCCUCCUCGUCUGUCUUACCUGUCCCUGGCAGGGAUACUUCCUCGGCUGUGACGAACGAUGCAAGCUCGCAUGUAUGUAUGUAUGUGUGUGUGU